Molecule: messenger RNA, 300 nt
Organism: Ostertagia ostertagi
Lineage: Eukaryota; Metazoa; Nematoda; Chromadorea; Rhabditida; Trichostrongylidae
Source: the annotation of a GenBank genome assembly
AUGAUCACGGUACUAAUGUGCGACCAAAUGCGAGUGAUUCAUAUAGGAAGGCAGAGUAUGGUCGCCUGUGAUCCAAUUGGUGCACUGGCAAACCUGGAAAGAGUUCUGCUAGAGUACGUAUUCGAACGCGUAUCCGCCCUCGACUUCAAGCCUGUAUCUGUACCAGAUCUUGUGACGAAGGAAAUUGCUGAAGAAUGUGGUGUGUUGCACGUCACCGAGACCGCAUACAGUAUUCAUUGCAAAAUGAGGAAAAUAUUGUCCUAUCUGGCACCGCCGAAAUGGGUAUUUCUGCACUGCUAA